Molecule: messenger RNA, 1646 nt
Organism: Fopius arisanus
Lineage: Eukaryota; Metazoa; Arthropoda; Insecta; Hymenoptera; Braconidae
Product: speckle-type POZ protein
Exons: 2
Coding region: 140-1258 (372 amino acids)
Biological process (GO): regulation of proteolysis; proteasome-mediated ubiquitin-dependent protein catabolic process
Cellular component (GO): cytoplasm
Molecular function (GO): ubiquitin protein ligase binding
Source: RefSeq, a predicted model, not a curated record
CUAUAGAAAAGAAGAGAGGGAGUUGAUGAGAUAAAACGAUCAGAACGGAGUGUCUCCGCAGUAGUAAGCCAACAUUGCCCAGUCAGAGUCUUCGAGUGGUCCAGAUCGGAGGAAACGAGCGUCAUAGGUCGAUUCAAUCAUGUCUCCAGCAACUUUGUUUGUUUGGUUCUUGGCUGCGGUAUCAAUCAGCCAUUCGGGAGGACGAGCAGAGCUGUUCACUAUCUCAAGCUCACAGUACGCUGUAUCUGACCUUCAAGCGGAGCAUCUCUCAUACGAAUGGACAAUACAAAAUUUGACACUGAUGUCGAAGAAUAAACAAUGUUUCCAAUCACCACACUUUCGCACGGCAAAUAAGUAUCUAACAUGGGGAUUGGAAUUGUGUUCUGACUACAUAGAUUCUAACCGGUAUAAUGGCUACGACAACCGCUAUAACGGAUUCAUCAAGUUAUAUACUUUUCCUUCAAAAGACUCUGAAGAUCUCAUAAUAAGCGGUAGUUUGAAACUAUUAAAUUCAGAAAAUAUAAUAAUUAACGAAGUUUUUAAGAGUCAAUCCGUUGGCCCAGAAAAACCCAUCAAAUAUCCAUAUUCUCUGUCAAAAUCAGAGGUGCGGGUUUCAUCUGACUUUAAUUCUACCGUAACCGUACAUUGUGAAAUAGACAUGCCAUUGAAAGCAAUAUCAAAAGUAAUCGAUGGCGGAAAAUCACAAAAUCAAAAAACGCAGAGAAGUGAAUUGUCUCGUGAUUAUAGUGUACUCUUGAAUCAGGGUAAUUUCAGCGACAUGACAAUUAUCGUUGAAGGUGAAAGAUUAUCGGCGCAUAAAGCAAUACUGAGUGCCCGCAGUCCGGUUUUCGCAACUCUAUUCGACAAUAGUAAAAACGAGACGACUCAAGUUAAAAUUGACAAUACGGAGGUGGCCGUGGUGCGAGCAAUGUUGGAAUACAUCUAUACUGGUGAUGUGGAAAAUCUAAAGGAAUUUCUAUUGAUACAUGAAUUAUUGGCUACCGCUGAUAAGUUCAAACUAUUCGGCUUGAAGAGCAUCUGUGGGGAUAUUCUUUCCAAAAAUUUGAAUGCGGAAAAUGUGGCAGAUGUCAUGGUGCUCAGUGACGUCCACGGAAUAGAUCAACUGAAAAAGCUAACCAUUGAAUUCAUAAAAAAACAUUUCGAGGACGUGAUGGUGACCGAGGGGUAUAAAAAAUUGAAAGAGAAAUCUCCGGCACUGUUGAUGGAGAUUCUCUUUUCCUCUGAUAAGCGUUUUUAAGUUAUAUUGCUAAUAUAAUAUCAAUUGUUUCAUUUUUUCAUAAUAUUGGAUUCAUCUUCUCAGAGCUGAUGAUUAUUUUAAUUACUUGGUUACAUAUUCAAGCAGAUUAAAUGCGGCGCGGAGAUAAAAUGGGAAAAUAGACUUCUCUUAUCUAGACAGGGGUCAGGAGUGAUGAUGAGAUAUCAUGAAAGACAUCAUAGAAAUGGAAAUAAACUGAUGUUUAUGGCAUUAUCAAUAGGUUGUGAGUCAUGAGUCUUAAUGUUUUAUAUUUUUUUAAUGAAUUCUGUGGUUCUGUCGCUGAAGCUUCGAUUUUCUUAGGUCUUCAGAUUUACUCAGAAAUUUGUACCUCUUGAAAAUUUUAAAGCAAUAAAAUAUGAGUUCUCAAAUA